AUGAAGGUUCGUCUUGUGGCUGGCCGUGCCGAAGUGGCGGCGCGAAAGGCAGGGAAAAGAGUGCUUGGUGCUGUAGAUUCGGCCGAACAGGUCAUGAAAGAAACAUUGCGAUUCCUGCACCGUCGUAUCGGUGGGCCCCAAGGACGUUCAGGGGGUGCUCGCAUGCCAGUAGUUUGUUGGCCUUAUCUGCAUCUCGGUGUAAUGGUUGUCAGGAGUCAUUGGCUGCUCAACCCUGGAGUUACAGGAGCCCAGAGGAAUCCGCUUGCAGGGAUGCAAACCAUUGUCGGGGUCCUGUUCCAACCUCCAGCUAAAAUGCGCUAUGCGUGUCACCAACUCCUUCCUGUGCUGUUGCCACUACGUCUCGGACCAUUCCUCAGGGGACACAUCGGGAGCGAGCGACUGAGCAUCCCCGUGAAAGGCGUCAAGACCCGCUUCGAGGAUUGCAUUCUCUUGAAUACAGGCGCCACAAACGGCAAUGGACGAGUUAUUGUUGCGACUGUCUCGGAGAAACUUUAUUGA
Messenger RNA from Fonsecaea monophora, 519 nucleotides. RefSeq lists its product as hypothetical. The transcript is spliced from 2 exons. The record is from RefSeq and is a predicted model, not a curated record. The coding region runs from base 1 to 519 and encodes 172 amino acids. NCBI's taxonomy places the organism in Eukaryota, Fungi, Ascomycota, Eurotiomycetes, Chaetothyriales, Herpotrichiellaceae.